AUGGCGCAGGCUCGACACCCUCAGCAGCAGCAGCCGGUGCCGCCGCCGCAGUUCUCAAAUCAACCUUUCUCCCCGCCUGUUUCUUCACCCUCCCCCAACUCGGUCGCAUCUCCCGUCAAUGGAGCUGUUGCGCCUCCUCCAAAUAAACGCCCGCGGCUUUCUCCCCUGCCGCCGUCGCAGACUCAGUCUCCUUAUGGAUCGCCGAGCUUCAACGCAAUGCAACUACCCCAAAAUCCAUCACCGAUGAACGGCCAACCCAUGAACAUGAACACUAUGAAUAUGACACCAGCGCCUGCAACGCCCGCACCUGCCCCUCCCGGGACGAUGGGACCCCCGUCUCGACCUGUGGACAAGACGACGGACGCUGCUGAGCUGACAGACGUUCUAGCCUCGUCUGGAAUUGACGUCAGGGAAGAGGAAGCAUUCCUCACUCGGAGCUUUUCAGGGCAGACUGCGCAGGCGCAACCUCCCCAAAGAGGUCCACAAACACAACACCCGCCACCUAUCAAUACUUCUUUUAACUCUCAGGUGUCCGCGGGCACCCUCUCGGCUUCGACCAGUUUCGGCGAAUUGCCCCAAAUCAAACCGCAAGCCACUCACGACUCGUACGCGGACCCGUCCUCUCAAGCCUCUGCUCCUUUCAAGGACCCGAACGAACCGACUCGUGAGGAUACGGUUGCAGCGAGAAGGGCCCAAUACCACAUCCAGGAGCCAUUUUUGAUCACCAAACUCCUCGAGCAGAAGCUUCAAAAGCGAGGAUUUGACCUCGGUGUUCGCAUCCCCUCGGAAGGCUUGUUUCAUCCCGUUCCUGGUCGACCACAGCCAAUUGAGGUUACUGGUCCAGAUGGCUCAUCUGUAGUACGCACUGGCCAAACUAUUCUCAAUCAGGAAGGCGCACCCCUAGUUGACAUCCUCAACCUUUUGUCGAUUUCUGCCGAGGAAAGAAUCAGGGGUGUUAUUGACUAUUCGUCGACCCUCGCUCGGAGUCGCCGAUCUCAUUCUCACGGCGUGGUUCCUGAAGAAUGGAAGGACAUUGCACAGCCUCUCGCGCAGACGACGGGCAACCCACAGAGCUUACAGACUCCUGUGAAGCGGCCUCAUUCUUCUACGGAGUUAGGUACAAAGUCAAAUGCGGAUCGUUUCCGGACAAUUCUCAACCGUGAGGGUUCCCAAGAGGAGAGACGCGCAUCCAAGCGCGCGAAGCGCAACAGCAAUGCCAUUCUCAGCGAAGCUGGCCGAGCCGACUCGGUCGAUCCAACAGGUUCCGCUCCUUCAACGCCUAUCGGUGAACGACCACCUGGAACGGACAAAAAAUCUAUAACCAAGAAGGAAGCAAAGAAAAUGACAGACUCCAAGGCAACCGAGGCUCAGCAGCAUGCGCAGUCUGUAGAGACAGCUCGCAUGGCCCUUGGCAACUCUGGUCCCCGCACCAGUAUGUUCGGUACCAAGAAGUCCUACUCGUGGUUGAAGUCUGGAGGCUCUGGUAGUGGGUUCUCCUCCCCCUCCCGACCAACCCCGUCGACCCCCACUGCUGGGCCCGAGAAGCCCAGCGCCGGAGAACCAGCACCAUCCACCACCCAACGUCGCCUUGGAUUAUGGCGCGAGGAUCAAGAUAGGGGCGCGGGUAUUCAGGUCAGAGAUGUACUCUUCAUGCUCGAAGCCGACGGACGGGCGACGAGACAUGUGCAGCGGGGAUAUCUGAAGGACCCCAAAGAGGACCGUGAUCAUGCGCAGUGA
Messenger RNA from Penicillium brevicompactum, 1737 nucleotides. RefSeq lists its product as uncharacterized. Gene Ontology annotation, biological process: DNA-templated transcription initiation. The record is from RefSeq and is a predicted model, not a curated record. Gene Ontology annotation, cellular component: transcription factor TFIID complex. The coding region runs from base 1 to 1737 and encodes 578 amino acids. Lineage: Eukaryota; Fungi; Ascomycota; Eurotiomycetes; Eurotiales; Aspergillaceae. The transcript is spliced from 2 exons.